AUGUCAAUCAAUCAGACUUGCCCAGAAAUCACCUUCCAGACGAUUGUCCUAGACCCCGAGUCAUCAGCCAGGAGCCGCUAUAUCCCAAUGGUGCGGCACCCCAAAGAACCUUUGAUCAUCAAGUUUGAGGAGAUGUGCUGUCGUCCUCCAACUGCCCCAGACGAUGAAAUUCAGAUCUCGCUUCGUUGGUUGGAAAGGAUCUCACGCAACGUUUGGAUGGUGCAAAAACUAUAG
This is a messenger RNA of Penicillium crustosum, 234 nucleotides long. RefSeq lists its product as uncharacterized. The record is from RefSeq and is a predicted model, not a curated record. The coding region runs from base 1 to 234 and encodes 77 amino acids. The transcript has 2 exons. Lineage: Eukaryota; Fungi; Ascomycota; Eurotiomycetes; Eurotiales; Aspergillaceae.